UGGCAGGCACAGGCAAAGACAUGCUUCUUUACUGGGGCUCAGGUAGUCCUCCUUGCUGGCGCCUGAUGAUAGUACUGGAGGAGAAAGGACUGUCAGACUGCGAGAAGAAGAUAAUUUCGUUCUCAGAGAAGGGGCACAAAUCUGAUGAAGUGCUUAAGCUGAACCCUCGCGGACAGGUUCCAACAUUCAGGUGUGGAAAUCUUGUUAUCAAUGAGUCCAACGCAUCAUGUUUGUUUCUGGAGGACACAUACAAAUCUGGAACCCAGCUGAUUCCCAGUGAGCCAGCCAGGAAGGCCAAUGUUCUGCAGAGAAUGUUUGAG
This is a messenger RNA of Lingula anatina, 320 nucleotides long. Its product is annotated as glutathione S-transferase A. Gene Ontology annotation, molecular function: maleylacetoacetate isomerase activity; glutathione transferase activity. Lineage: Eukaryota; Metazoa; Brachiopoda; Lingulata; Lingulida; Lingulidae. Gene Ontology annotation, biological process: L-phenylalanine catabolic process; glutathione metabolic process. The record is from RefSeq and is a predicted model, not a curated record. Gene Ontology annotation, cellular component: mitochondrion.